CUCGUGAAAAAUGUGACGCAUCUUGCAAUGGGUUAGGCAGACUUGAAAAGGAACAAUCUCCAUCGAACAAACACCUAAGGAGACUUGCUUCUAGUCUUGAAGUUAAAGAAUGUCGAGAAUUAUUGAUAAGACUUGGAUUAGACACAAACGUUUUGAAUGAUUUACAGGAAAAAUUUGCUCCCUCUGCUUUUCAUGUAAAUGAUUUCAAAUACACAGCCAUGUCAAUAUGGAAGACAAGCGUGACUGAUUCGUCCUUCAAGACCAUUGAAGAUGAGUUUGGUGAAAUAGACAAACACUUACUUUGUGAGGUGAAUAGAGAUGUAAAUGUGGAUGACGUACUGAAGAAAUUUAAUAUUCUAGAAGAUCGAGCGAACACAGCACCUACGAACACUUCAUUACAAGAAUUGUCCAAUCAUAUCGGAAAUAGCAGCAUGCAGCUAGGAGUAGAACUAGGAUUACGGAGCGCUGAGAUUGAAGAAAUUCAACACGAUCACAGCUGUAAACUGUUACAUCAGAAUAAAGAAAUAUUACGAAUUUGGAGCCAAACAAAAUUUCCUAAGCCAACAGUUAAAGAACUGAUUAAAGCUUUACAACGUAUUGGCAAAAUCGAUUGCCUGAGGGAAAUAUCGUUUUAAACAGUACUAGAUGAUAAUAAAAACGAUGAAAACUACUUUUUUAACUGUAGAUUUUAUUAGGAAACACAAUUCGAGUCGAUAAAUUGUUCAAAA
Molecule: messenger RNA, 728 nt
Organism: Mytilus californianus (California mussel)
Lineage: Eukaryota; Metazoa; Mollusca; Bivalvia; Mytilida; Mytilidae
Exons: 4
Coding region: 219-635 (138 amino acids)
Biological process (GO): signal transduction
Molecular function (GO): protein binding
Source: RefSeq, a predicted model, not a curated record